Oryza sativa Japonica Group (Japanese rice) is the source of this 1335-nucleotide messenger RNA. The record is from RefSeq and is a predicted model, not a curated record. Lineage: Eukaryota; Viridiplantae; Streptophyta; Magnoliopsida; Poales; Poaceae.
UCAUGGCAGAAUUUCUCCCCUUUUAAUCGUCUCAUUUCCCAAACCUCGCCGCAGGUAAGGGAGGGAAGGGAGCUGAACCGGCGGCGAAGACGGCGUCGCUGAGCCCGGAGAAGCGCCUCGCCUCGCCGCCGACGGCGAGCGUGCUCAGGUGUCGCAGCGGAAAAGGUCUGGCUCAAUCCCUCCCCUCUGUCGCUCGCCCGCUAUCUCGUUGUACGCGUUCUUCUGCCGGCCGCGCCUAUGAUGCGCCAUGGUUUUGUUGCGUAGAUCUGUGUUUUUAGGUGCUGAUCUGCGGAGUUUAGUUUGGUAUCGAGUGGAUUGAGCUGUGAUUUAGCCAAAACAGAAGGGAUGCCACUCUGGAUAUGGAGUAUUUAGUUGAGUAAAAUGAUCAAGCCUAUAAAUGUGUACCUUAACAUGUACUUCCUCCGUUUCAUAUUAUAAGACUUUCUAGUAUUACCCACAUUCAUAUAUAUAUGUGUGUCUAGAUUCAUUAACAUCUAUAUGAAUAUGGGCAAUGCUAGAAAGUCUUAUAACCUACGGAGGUAGUACUAGCCAAUCAUAGGGGUUCCAGGGAGGGUGGACUCCCACCAAGAUUCUGUGGAUGAGGAGGAUGUAAAAAGCGUCCUGAGGCGCCUGCUGCACAGGUGCCGGGAGGCCAAGAAGAUUGACAAGCAUACUAUGUAUUAUACCAUGACAUGUAAAUGAAGGUCAAGGGUAACAUGCUCAACAACAAGAGGGGACCUUAUGGAGAGUAUCCACAAGUGCAAGCUGAGAAAGCUAGGAAGAGAACUCUUUCCGACCAGUUUGAAGCCAAGCUUGCCAAGAGCAUGGCAAGCCAAGAAAGGAAGAUUUCCAGGAGGUAGGAGAGGUUGGCUCAGGAAAGAUCUGAUAAGUGGAUGCUUGUCGUCAAUUAUGUUGAGAUCUGCAGCUAUCAUAUGGACCGGUAACCUGCACCAGCUGCUGCAGCUCCAGCAUAUGUACCUUGAAACUGCUUUUUUCUCUUUCACGGCUAUUAGUUCUUUGUUUGCUUAUUAUCUGCCAGUUUCCAUUGUUUUAGGGUACCAAAAAAAGUGGAGGAGCCAAGAGUUGCUAAGAAGCUUUAGCUUGCUGGUCAGUUGGUACCAUUGAGGAUUAGCCUAAUUUUGCAGCUCUGAACUGUUUUGCUCUAAAUCAAAUGUCCUGUUUCAGAUACUUUGGAUAUCAUAUCGUGUUCGUUCUGUUGGAUGUAGUAGACUAGUAGAGAUGUUUACGCAGUCUCUUAAACACACUUGUGCUCGUAAUUCUGCUGAUGUUUAUGAAUCUAGUUUUGCAAUACUAAACAAUAAACAGUUUGUGGUU